AUGGAAGUCGAUGAAAAUACGUACUUACAACAUAAACGAAUGAAAGUGUAUAGCUUGGAAACUAAUUCUAUCGUCGAGAGAAAAUGGUUUCUGGACCUGUUGACUUGCAUGUUCGGAGUGGGUGCUUGGAUACUGGUCAACAGUCUGUACACGCAGCUGCCAUUGCUCGUGCAGACCGCGCCCGAGGGAUGGAACUUGCCGUCGUACUUGUCGAUUGCCAUACAAACCGGAAACGUGGGCCCGCUGGUGUAUGGUGCCUGGCGCCGGAGAUACGGCAACCGGUACGACAGGCCACUGACAAUCGCCGUGCUCACUUCCGGCGUGGCGUCUGUGUUCCUGAUGGCCGGGUUCUAUGACGUGACGGGCUCAGUUUUCGGACAAACGCACAGCGUCGUGCUCUGUGCGCUUACGUUCACCAUGGCGCUGGUCGGGUGCACUAGUUCCGUUCUGUUCAUACCAUCGCUGGCCCGGUAUCCGGACAUAUACCUGGUCACGUACAUGGUCGGCGAGGGCAUCAGCGGUUUUGUGCCCAGCGCGGUCGCUAUCGUCCAGGGCAUAGGCACCACCACUUGCCGGUCGGUGGUGGGGCCGGACGGGCAGAGGUCCGAGGUGAAGUCGACGACUGACGCACUCUUUUCGAGCGGCCCGUUUUUCGUCGGGAUCGGAUCAAUAAUGUGUGCGAGCACGGUGUCGUACCUGUGCUUGGAGUACUUGCCGACCUGCAAGAGAGAAAAGAUCAGGACGCCGCCGGACGACGACGGCCACCAGACGAUCGGCGUCGGCGGCACCGACAACCGCAGUCGUCAUCUAAACGUUUCGCUGCUAGCCGUGCAAGGCGUGAUCGUUUUCUUCGCCAACGGACUGUUGCCCAGCAUCCAAUCGUUCUCAUGUCUGCCAUACGGAUACAUGGCGUAUCAUUUCGCGACGAACCUGUCAAACAUUGCCAACCCCGUAGCUUGUUUCGUCGCCUAUUAUACGAAUCGAACGUCCAAAACCGUAAUUUACAUGCUGUGCAGCGUUUGCUUAGUGUCCACAGUGUACAUGCUGAUGACCGCCUUUAUGAGUCCGUCGCCUCCAUUGCGCAAUUCAACCACUGGAAUAGUCUUAAUAGUUUUUAUGUGGGUUUUAUUCUUUGGAUGUGCCUCUUAUGUUAAAUUGUCAAUAGCUGCUAUACUGCGAAACAAAGGUAACAGAGGACUAUUUCUUUACGGCUGCAUUACUCAAAUAGGAUCAACAGCAGGAGCAUUGAUCGGAUUUUAUUUAAUUAACGUUGUACAAUUGUUAAAAUCAUAUGAACCUUGUUGA
Molecule: messenger RNA, 1305 nt
Organism: Macrosiphum euphorbiae (potato aphid)
Lineage: Eukaryota; Metazoa; Arthropoda; Insecta; Hemiptera; Aphididae
Source: the annotation of a GenBank genome assembly